Eleginops maclovinus (Patagonian blennie) is the source of this 1091-nucleotide messenger RNA. RefSeq names its product V-set and transmembrane domain-containing protein 5. The transcript has 5 exons. Bases 238 to 816 code for a protein of 192 amino acids. Lineage: Eukaryota; Metazoa; Chordata; Actinopteri; Perciformes; Eleginopidae. The record is from RefSeq and is a predicted model, not a curated record.
CAGGUGUGUCCCUAACAGCAAGAAUACCUGGUUUCAUUUUUAGAAAGUGUGUCUGCGUAUACAGGUGGAAAAGUCACUCAGAUUCACCUGUACAAAGAUCCGUGGAAAAGGAAAACCAGGGAUCGAGGAAAGGCUGUUUUUUGGAAGGAGAAACACGGAGAGGAGAAUACUUCAGAAUGUGAAAUAACCUGGAAGAUAUUCUUCGACUGCGGCUCGACCAAUGGGUCUGGGAUUCUAAUGUGGCAUUUCAGGCUCUGGGAAGUUCAAGAUGUUGCUGUGUUCCUCAGCAUCACAUUAUAUAUGUGUCACCUAGCUGGAGCCAUCUCCAUUCAUUCUCCCCAGAGGAGCCUGACCAGGUCAGUGCAGGAGGAUGUGUUUUUCUCGCUGGAUGUUUCCUGCAUCGGGAUCCCCACCAUACAAUGGACCUUUAUGUCAGGGGCGGUGAGCCGCACCAUAGGGAUUUGGCAGCCGGGGGUCUACACCAACAUAACAGUGGACUACAGCAGCAGAGUGCAGACCUUCAACAAUGGCUCCAUGGGUCUGUCAGACCUGCGGCUGCAGGACGCAGGGUACUACGUGGUCACUGUCACAGAAGCAGCAGGAAGCAGCAAGGAUGCUGGCUUUGUUCUGAAAGUGAACGAGGUGCUGUACGAGGACCUGCAGUACCUGUCCGUCUCGGCCUUAGCCCUGGCCUGUUUGACUGGCCUUCUCAUGCUGGCUACCUGGCUGCUGGACAAGGCCUACAGGAAGAUAGUAGCAUGGAGACGCAGGAAACAGAUGCCAGCAAAUGAUGCCACGGAGCUGCAGCCUCUUUGAUGGACGUGUGGCUGCGCUGUGCAGGGAGGAGACUACCUACUGUUCACUGAACUCAAGGAGCCUUUUCAACAGUUAGAUGUAAAUAUAAUGUAUCUUAUCAUUUUCAGUUGAACACGUUACUUACACAGAGGAAGCGGUUUAAUUAUGAAAACUGUGUACCAUGUUUACAUUUGUAUUAAACACACAUGCUUUACAGCUCACUGAAUUGAAUGUAAAUAUAUCCCUCAUGAUAUUGGAAAACAAUACAUACUGUAUUUAUUUUCUAAACAAGUGAA